Molecule: messenger RNA, 5487 nt
Organism: Eriocheir sinensis (Chinese mitten crab)
Lineage: Eukaryota; Metazoa; Arthropoda; Malacostraca; Decapoda; Varunidae
Product: transcription factor sox-3-like
Exons: 5
Coding region: 1125-2111 (328 amino acids)
Biological process (GO): anatomical structure morphogenesis; cell differentiation; regulation of DNA-templated transcription
Molecular function (GO): RNA polymerase II cis-regulatory region sequence-specific DNA binding; DNA-binding transcription factor activity, RNA polymerase II-specific
Source: RefSeq, a predicted model, not a curated record
UGUGUGAUUAAUAGGUAUCUCGGGAUGUGAGAUAAGCCACCUUCAUGCAAUGUUUAACUAAGAGUAUUUCAUUCUCUCGCCGCGCGCUUCGCCCGGCGCCCAACAGAUGGCAGUCUCGUCCACGGCCUCCAGCCGCGCCACCCUCGCCUGGAUGAAGUAAAUGCCAGGUACUUCCACAAGCCUUCCGUUACGUGCUUCAUUAUGCUCUCCGAUGGCCACAAAUAAGAUAUUACACUCAUUUAUGGCAUGCCAGCACCCUCUGCGACCCUAACCCGAGUGCCUGACGGUAGUACCUAUCCAAGGCAUCGUGUCAGUGCCGUGCUCUUAAAAAAUCGUCGAGGUUUCAUCUGAUUUCAUGGAGCACCAGAUGGGCGGGGCCAUCAUAUGUAACGAGUGCGAUGAUUGGCUAUUACGACAAGUGACAUCAUCUGAAUUUCAAUAUCUCUUUUCAAUGUGAUUUUUCUCUGACAUGCCAUUUUUACAUUAGGGUAUUGGCGCGGCAUGAGCAGAUUGUUAGAAAGCGGGCUGAUACACGCGAGCAAGCAUUCAUGUGCAGUCUGUCAGAAAGUAGGCUGUCGACACACCCUUGGGCGACCACUUAGGCCCGGUAGUCGCGUGUUCCACCCAACCCUCUGCUGGCGAGGCCGGCCCGUCCCGUCCUCCUCCCGCUGACCACCUUCAUCAUCGCCCAGUGACCGCCCGGCAUUUUUGUGCGCCAGUCACGUUGAAGGAUAUAUUGGAAGUCAAGAGCGAAUAAGUUAACAAGGACAGAAGAGGACGUAAGGAGGCGCUAAGGAGGCGAGUUGUGGCCGCGACUAACUCAGACUCGGGGAAGAGGACUGACCACCUCUUCUUUGUGACUCUUGACCGCCCACGUGUCUUGUGCUUCGCGACUACUCCUGUCACCGCCCUCAAAGAAAACGGAGUGAACAUAUGUCCUUAGCGGAGAGCGAGUGUGAGUCAUCUGUCACUCGUCCUUCGCGCGCGGAAACAAUGGUGCUCUAACAGACGACGUGUCCCUUACUUGUGUUGCGGACCAAACACGAUCUUACCCACCAUCGAUUAGGACUUUCUCGAGGUGGGAUCUAAGCCUCCAUAGACACUCGUCCUCAACGCUCACCACCAUGUUCAACCUCUCGGAGCUGGGUACUCUGGAGACGCCCUCCGGGGCCUCACCUGCCACGUCUCUCACUUCGACCUCGGCCUCCAGCACCACCACGACCACGUCUAAGACUGAGGAUCACGUGAAGAGGCCCAUGAAUGCAUUUAUGGUCUGGUCAAGGAUACAGAGGAGGAAGAUUGCUCUCGAGAACCCCAAGAUGCACAACUCUGAGAUCUCCAAACGCCUGGGCGCGGAGUGGAAGCUGCUGACAGACUCCGAGAAGCGGCCGUUCAUCGACGAGGCGAAGCGACUCAGGGCGCAGCACAUGAGGGACUACCCGGACUACAAGUACCGCCCCCGGAGGAAGCCAAAGACGCUGAAGAAGGACGGCUACCCCUACAGCUUCCCCUACCUGCCCACGGCCCUCGACCCCCUCAGCGCCAUGUCACGAGGAAUGUACCCACACCACUUCCCGCCCGCCCUCACCCACAUGACGGCCGCUAUGGGGGGCAUGGGGGCGAUGGGGGGCAUGGGCGCCACCCUCCCCUCUCACACCCACUCGGACUACCAGGCCACGCUAGACUCGGAGAAGGUGCGGGCCGCCUUCCUCCCCACCUCCCUCAGUAGUUUGAGCGCCUUCCAGUCCCACGCCCUCUACACCUCAAUGGCGGCGGCCCAGCAGAACAGCCACGUACAGACGCCCACGUCCACGCCCACGCCCACGUCUCCAGAGAGCACCCCUACCCACACGGCGCUCUCCACCCCCCUCGCGGCGCCCGUGGCCAAGCAUGCACAGCCGCUGCAAGACGAGCGCCGCACCGCCUCCCCGCCGCCCGCCACCACCUCGAGCGCGUCGCCCCCGUACAUGCCGCCGUCACCCUUCUCUGCCCUCUACUCGGCCCCCAACUCCCUCGCCCCCGGCCACCCGCUUCUGUACCCCGCCCAGUACCCGCCGAUCACCACGCCCGCACAAGAUUUAAGGCGUCCACUCUCCGUCCUGUUCUCGUAGGCCUCCACAGAGUCCGGCUGAGCCAUCCUGCGCUAAGGGAGCUCGCUAUAUGCUGCAGCAGCCCACCAGCCCCCUACAGACCACAACAGGCGGACGAGUCAUCGCACCGGGAGAUCUUAUUCUAUUACUACGCUAUUCGCCGCCAGAGGACAUAGGAAACUCUUAUUCUGUUAUGAAGCAAACCAAAGCUAGAAAUGGUUCGGGAGAUGUUGAUCUUAUUGUUUUCUAUACCUCAAAUGAAAGACAACUUAAUUAAAGGCAUUAAAACAUGGACGCGUCACGCUCGUGUUACCCAGAGCCAUUAGUUCUUAGGCGUGUAUGAGCAACAUAUAUAUGGAAACUAAAGAGAAAAUUCGACAUUGUCUCUUAUAGUUUCGAAUGCCCAAUAAUAUUUUUUUUGUAAGGAAAUUUAUUUAUUCUUAAGACAAGUUGUUAUAUUCUCUUUUUUUUCUUCUUUUUUUUGCCAGAUCCAUUUUGAGGAUCAAAUUAUUUACCUCCAAAAAUGAGUGGAUAGGUUCAAGAAAUUACCGAGGUGAAAUCCAGAUGGCGCUGGCUGAUAACAGGAUAAGGUCUGUUUCAAAAGGAUGCUACAUGGUCAGCGUUCCCAAAAGGUCCGCCUAUCACGCCCAACACGCCGCCCCCCGCCGCGCCCCCUGCCGGCGGCCCUCACCCCUUCACCCACGCAGGCCCACCCCAUCAGGGACCAUAGAGCGGCUAAAUUAUAUCAUACCGUGCAUUAUUAUUUUUAUUAUUAUUAUUAUUAUUAUUAUUAUUAUUAUUAUUAUUAUUAUUAUUACCGGCAUCGCCAUCUUCAGCGCGGCCACUAUGUUUUAUGAUGCGAGUCUCCUGCAGGCGGCCCUGAGGCAGCACGUGGUGUACAUAGAAAUGUAAAUAAAGCGACCAACCCUCACCCUCACCUGCCCCCAACAGGAGGCUGUGAUGGACGCGCCGCCCCUGGGCACGUGGAUGCGCGCAGUGAAGUCUCGCAAUCUUGAAGUUAAUGCUUGUGGUGUGCAGGGACAGGCUGCAGCCCGGCACUGUAAUAAAAAAGUGUUUACUGAAAUGAGCCGAGGAAAUAAUGAAACACCACAAAAUUUGCUUAGGUUUCAGCUAUCGUUACUGCGUUAUGACUAGUAAAUUUUAUCAUAGAAGACGAUAAAUUAACGAUGGAAAUCAUUACCAUUAAAGUGAUGCACACGUGUCACUGCUUUUGGCUGGCAGCUCGUAAGCCCAAAACUCUCAUAUCUGCCUCGGUCACAGCAAGUUUGUAUUUAUCAAGGACGCACUCCUAACACAAUUUUCACAUUUCCUCUGAGAUUUAAAUGACCAAAAGAUAAGAUGAGGCUGAGCUAUGGCGGACCCUCCUAAGCCAAUGUCAUCUUCCCCGCGCAGCCUCCUGGACGCCGCUCACGCCCAGCAUCACUACAGGUUCAUGCGAUCAUAAGGUCGCUGAUAUGGGAUCCAAGCGUCCCCCGAAGCGAUUCACUGCUUUCCUUAAUACAUUCAGUUUUCCAAAUUAUUACAGUGUUGGCGUAAUCAGUCCCUACAUUUAAUUAGGAAUAAAAGUCUAAAAUUACCUACUAUAGUAUCGAUUUUUCAGACCAAAUUUCAAAAUGUUAGAAAUCUGCCAUUAUUCUCCAAAGGCAUUUUUAUACGGAGGAAGGAUGCACAUAUCCAACCAGCUACUUAAUGUGUGUGUGUGUGUGUGUGUGUGUGUGUGUGUGUGUGUGUGUGUGUGUGUGUGUGUGGUGUGUGUGUGUGUGUGUGUGUGUGUGUGUGUGUGUGUGUGUUUAAUUUAACUGAACUUCAUGUCUUCGUAUAAAAAACAUUCCUGUUGUUCAAAUAUAUAUCUAUUGCAAGUUUAAGUUAGGCGUUUGUAAAGUGUCUGCCAAUUUUAAAUGUUCGAUAUAUCGGGUUGUUUUUUUUCAUAACUGAUUAUUUUUCGGAUCAUUUCUGUCCACGUCUACGUUAUAAUCCGCAUUCUUUCCACCGCUGAGGCAAGGCCGUAGUUCUGCAACUGACGCCGGGUCCCUAGCGUGGCCAGAUCGUGAGUCACGCUCAGUACACAGUCUGAGACACAGAUGCUCCGGGGUUCCAGAGUCUCGCUUCAAGUUUAGUCAAGCUUGGUAACCCUGAGUGAUGUACAGCAAUGGACUUCUUCCCGGUUGAUAUACUUGACUAAUGGAAGUUCGCAGAAUAUUAAAGACUUGGAUGAAUACUUUGAUAUUGACGGUUAACGAUGGUUUUCAUUUACGAUGUGGAAACCUCACCUUGAAAUAAUAUGUAAUCAGUGUGGGUUGACGAAUAAGUAUACGGUGUCGUUGAGAUGAUUUUCUUGUUAAUCACAAUCAUACAUACUACGCUAAUAAUGAGUGUCUCAGUUCGUUGAUAACCUACCCCAGCGUAGUCGGGCAAGUGAACCAUUGAUACUGCAUACCAUAAUGUUCCCUUCUCAAAACACAUAAUGCACAUAAAUAAGAAGUAGAUUAAACCAUGCAAGAAAAUACUGUGGAAAUGAGAAUGUCCACGAAUGUGAGGAAAUAGCUGGCAACACAGAACGGUAAACGGUAAAAAGAAAAUGUGUUUCAAAAGUUGACCAGCCGUUCCACCUGUACACCAAUGUUUCAAGACGCGUGGACUGCCGGCUCGAUCUCUCAGAGAGGGUUCCUGCCGUUCAGGGAAGGCAUAUGUGUCUCCGAGUGUGUACUGGCGUGCCUGUUUUGUCCUUGGUGAGCAGUUAUGUUACAGACGUGUACAUAGACUCCUGUUAGCGGUGAUCCCAGGGGGAGGAGAUGAGGGGUGCAGCGCCCCCUCCAACACCCCCGCUGUCAGUCUGGCAGAUUUAAGAUGUUAUUUGAUGUCUAGUCUCAAUUUCCUAAAAAGUGGAAUAAUGGUGUAUAUAGUUACGAGUUACGAGUCUCCUCGGAGUGUUUUCUGCCAAGCAAGUGUCGUGUGUAGCGUAGUCCGGUGUACAGUCAGCGUCGCGGCGGCCGCCCCGCCGUUACAGCAGACUAGAAAAUUCUAGGGGCGCAGAGGAACCUGACUGUAUAGUGCUGAAUCUUAAUAUAGUGUUAUAUUUGUACUUAAUUGUCCUGUGACGGACCCAUGAGGCAGCAGCGAGGCAGUGACGCAGCGGACGGGAGGAGUCGCAUCUCUUCAGUGGGCCACAGCCAUGACUGCUACACGCUCAUAUGUUUUUUUUUUUUACAUGAUAUUCCUCAUCGCGUGUUACGUACGCCCCAUCAAAAUACAGUGGAACGUAUAGGCAUUAAGGUGCUGAGUAAUGCUACAUCGUGGUACAUUCAAAGCAUUUCUUACAGACUAUCUCUGGCUGAAUACAUUAAUUAAGCACGUAAGUUUUGUUGUAAUAUAUAUA